AGCUCGUUUGAAAUAUCUCCCAUCAUCAAGGAGGUUACCUUCACCUCUUUCUUUGUGUUUUGUUGGUAUGUUUCUAUCUAAGCAAGAUCAAACAAAAAAACUGAACCAAUGUCCAUGAAACUUGGUGGAAUGAGCCAUGUGUGUGUUGGUGAAAAAGUGAGUGUUCAUUUAAAUCAGGGGCUGGAUGCAGGAUUUAUUUUUUAGCUCCUUUGUAAUUUUUUAGCCUUUUAACAUUCAGGGACAUUCAAUCGUGCACAUGUGAAUAAAACAUAGAAAUAAUGGGGGCAUUAUAAAACUGUGUGAUAUUUCAUUUAAUAAGAUUUUUACAAUUUUACAAAAUGGACCCAGAUACCUCUGAUUUAAGCUGGCAUGGCACUGGAGGGAUCAGCACAUACUUGCAUUUACAGUGAUCCUGUCCAAUGGUCUGGACUAGGGUAACCAAUACUCUCUACAGGAGAUAAUAAACAUGUAUAUCCCCAGAUACCCUGUAGUCUGAAUAUAGAGAAUUAGAAUAGAAAAAAGUCUGAAGAUCCAUACAAUGUAUUGUUGCUCAAGCCUUCUUCUCUGUUAGGAGGGGUGCCCCAUGACCACAUUUUUAGAGAUUUUAUAAAAUGAUAACCUGAUUAGAUUAUGUUUGUAUGUGGUAAACCUGGAGUACCUUACCUAAUAUUGAGUAGGACUUGAUGAGGUCAGAUAAUAUUUGACCUUGAUUCAACUGCGUGGGUCUUUUGUUAUUGUCAGUGGGGUUUUUGUAUUGUGGAAAUUAUAAAAAGGAAAGAAAUUGAAUUUUACAUUGAAUAUAAUUGCAUCAAAGUGUAAAAUGCUAUGGGCUGUCUUUACCAUACACUUUGUGCCUAAUGUUUAAAAAGUUCUGUUUUGUUCCUGAUAACGCAGUGGGCCAGAGGACUUUAACGGGAUAGUUCACCCCAAAAUGAAAAUUCACUCAUUAUCUACCAACUACUAUGAUGAUGGAGGUUUUGAUGAAGUGUUUGAGUCUGCAAAACACUUUUGGAGUUACAGGGGUGAACAGUUUUGUAGCCUAAUCCAAAACAAUUGAAGUAACUGGUGACUGAUUCGUCAAACCUAGAAAACGAACAAACAGAAAAACACAUAAAAUGCUUCCAUCCGUUGGCUCACCCAAGUGUCUGUAAACCCCAACAUUAAAAUUUGACUUGAACAGGCGUUGAUUACACUGUGUUUUUAGCCUGAAUCUGCUCUGAUAUAAUCCACAUUCAUAUGUGGAUCACAUUGGACAUUUAAGCUAAGAACGUGGUUGUUUUUUACGUUUGAGAAUAAGUCCACAGUCACUUCAAUUGUAUUUUAUAUAUACAUUAAAUACCACUUAAACUCUUAAUGAGUUUUGUGGACUCAAACCCUUUACCAAUCCCUCCAUUGGCUUAAUGAUGAGUUGAUAAUGAGGGACUUUUCAUUUUUGGUCGAACUAUCCCUUUAGGCUGUUCAAUGCUCUGUGAUUGAUCUCGCAGGAACAGAGUCACACUGCCACCCCCUGGAGAUGCAUGUGAACUGCAACCACUUUGUCUGCGCACGACCAGUAGACCAGUGAAGGCACACGACAACACACAGUGUAAAAUGAUGGAUGCGGAGAUUUUGGUGUGCGUGUGUUAUAGAUGAACUCCCGCAGGUCUAAUUGCCGCUGUUGGACGCACAUCUUGCUGCUGCAGUGGUGAUACCCCGUGCAGACGUCGUUUAAGGGACCAGACCACAGCCGCCCCUCAUCCAGAUUCCUCCUCCACGGAGCGUGUCCAACAUGACGGCCAACAGCCGCUUCAGGAGCCGUGCGCCCCGGUCAGAUGAUGGAGAGGAAAAGGACUAUGUUGGAUUUGCGACGCUGCCCAACCAGGUGCACAGGAAGUCUGUGAAAAAAGGAUUUGACUUCACCCUCAUGGUGGCAGGUGAAUCUGGUCUUGGUAAAUCAACCCUGGUGAACAGCUUGUUCCUCACUGAUCUGCAUAAGGACAGAAAACUACUCAAUGCUGAGGAGCGCAUCAGUCAGACAGUUGAGAUCACGAAGCACACGGUGGACAUCGAAGAGAAGGGGGUGAAGUUGAAACUAACUAUUGUGGACACCCCAGGUUUUGGGGACGCUGUCAAUAACACAGAGUGCUGGAGGCCUGUCACGGACUACAUCAAUCUGCAGUUUGAACAGUACUUCCGGGAUGAGAGCGGACUCAACAGGAAAAACAUCCAGGACAACAGGGUGCACUGCUGCCUGUAUUUCAUUCCUCCGUUUGGACACGGGCUUCGUCCAGUUGAUGUAGAGUUCAUGAAGGCCCUGCAGGACAAGGUUAAUGUGGUUCCUCUUAUCGCUAAGGCAGACUGUCUCACUCCCAGUGAGAUAAAGAAACUCAAAGAGCAGUUGAGAGAGGAGAUAGGUUGGUAUGGGAUAAAGGUCUACCGGUUCCCUGACUGCGACUCUGAUGAAGAUGAGGGGUUCAAGCAGCAAGAUAAAGAGCUGAAGGAGAGCACUCCGUUUGCAGUGAUCGGCAGCAACACUGUGGUAGAGGCCCGAGGUCAGAGGGUGAGAGGGAGGCUCUACCCCUGGGGCAUCGUGGAGGUGGAGAACCCGUCCCACUGCGACUUUGUGAAGCUCAGGACCAUGCUCAUCCGAACCCACAUGCACGACCUGAAGGACAUCACCAAUGACUGCCACUACGAGAACUACAGAGCUCAGUGCAUCCAGACCAUGACCAGUAAAAUGAAUGCAGACAAGCGGGUGCAGAGCCCCAUCCCGAUCCUGCCGCUGCCCACACCAGAUGGGGAGACAGAGAAAAUCAUAAAAAACAAAGAUGACGAGCUGAAGAGGAUGCAGCAGAUGCUCCAGAAGAUGCAGCAGCAGAUGCAUGAGCAGGACCUGUGACCUCUAACCUUUUAUUUCGGAGACAAACCAAGAGGGUCAAACACAGCAACGAUUGGUACUUUCCCCAAUGCUGUCUCUUCAGAGGACGAAAUUAGGAAAUGUUUUUAUGAUAACAUUCAAUAUUUUAUCUGAUAUUCAAAUCACUAGUCACCAAUAAACUGUAGAGGAAUGACAGCAUGCUGGCAGAUGUAUUUUAAUUUUAAUUAAAAAGGUUUGGCAUGAUAGAACCUUACAGAACAGUCUUUAGCUAAGUGAGUUACGUUAGGCAAUAGAGUUGUUUGUACUUUGUUACGUUUAGAUCACAGUAGAUUCCCAAGUACUUUAAAAACUUAAUGAGAUGAAUGCAGCACACCCUCAAUGCUAAUCCUCCAAAUACUGUUUAAAAUCUUUAACCAUGAAUCUGAUCAAACCAAAUUGUAUUUCAAUGUACAAUCAGAACUGUUAUCAUCAAAGAUGCAAAGCUCUUGCAAAAUCAAUCCCACAUGCAAAGUACUAAUUCAAUUGUGAGAGCACUUUUUUGUUGAGUCCGGCCGCAUGAUAUACAGAAUUACAUCAUCAACAUUAUCAAUAAUUCUCCAUCUGCCAUGAGCGGUUAUAGAUAUUAUCACAUGUAUGUCAAUCAUAGACUGCAUGUAGAAAGACACGUAUCCAAUCCUCUCACUAUCCAGAAAAGAGUUGAAAUUGUCUAGGAUACUGCUGCCGUGUUGCGCAUUUGAGCCAGACUCUGUAAAGUAGUGAUCGUGGGAUGAAGCCUUGGUAGCGAGGAACCACCAAUUCGGUGACUUCACCAAUGUGUGGGUCUCAGCUGUCAACCAUGACGUUUCACCUGCUUUUACAGUAUCAAAUAGCUACCUGAAUAAAAUAAACACUACACUAAGUAGAGCACAUACAUGCCAAGGCCCAACAAUCCCAAUCAAGCAGCAGCAAAUUUUCACACACUCAUAGAUUGCUAUCAUUCAUUGAUAAUAUUUCAUAAAUUAUAAGACAAUAAAUAUGUUGAAAAAAAAACUACCUCACAAAGUUACAGAAAGUAAAAUGAAUUCCUGCAUCCAACCCCUGAUCUGUAUCCUUGCCUGACCCAUACAACAUCCUUCCAACAAGUUUAGUGUUUUUGUUUAAUCUUUCUUACAAACAAACAUACAGGGGUGAAAACACAACCUCCCUGGCGGAGAUAAUUAUUACCAAACUUACAAGAAAUACAUAAUACAACACCUAAAUAAGGACUUCAUAAAAUUACAUAAACAAUCUUUGUGUUGAUUUUAUGUUGAUAGUAAUUAUAACUUUUGUUUAUAUAGCACUUUCAAACUAAAACGGGGUAAGUGAGGGUUAAAAAAUAAAACAUUUGAUUUUAUAUGCUAGUGAGUAAAUGUAUGGAUUGACUUAACUGAUGUCGAUGAUUCUGUGUUGUUUCAUAUUUUUCAAAAAACAAAACUGUCCUAAAUGUAUGUAUUUGUACAAUUUUUUUAAACUGCAAUUUAUGACAGUUUUAUUUAGAAGGACUUGAGGGUUGUCUCAAAGCCACUGCAGCCAAAUUAAAGACAGCUUAAUCAGCAACAUAACCUCCUUCAUUUGAUAGUUUAUAGUCACCUUUGUUUUAAGGAAUGUGUAAUGUUAAUUCUGUUAAUGAACAAAAAGCUGCAUUGAAAAUUGA
This is a messenger RNA of Platichthys flesus (European flounder), 4529 nucleotides long. RefSeq names its product septin 5b (gene septin5b). Gene Ontology annotation, cellular component: septin complex; septin ring; cell division site. The coding region runs from base 1769 to 2878 and encodes 369 amino acids. Lineage: Eukaryota; Metazoa; Chordata; Actinopteri; Pleuronectiformes; Pleuronectidae. The transcript is spliced from 12 exons. Gene Ontology annotation, molecular function: GTP binding; molecular adaptor activity; GTPase activity. Gene Ontology annotation, biological process: cytoskeleton-dependent cytokinesis; regulation of exocytosis. The record is from RefSeq and is a predicted model, not a curated record.